AUGGCGGCCUUCGCCUGUGCAUCUAAUGUGCGCCGCCUCCUCCUCCACCCCGGCGGCGGAGCUCCGGCGAGAUCCUUCUACGCCCAGCCCUACCAAGCCAAGGUAGGCGUGGUGGAGUUCUUGAAUGGGGUCGGGAAGGGGGUGGAGACGCACGCCGCGAAGCUGGAGGAGGCCGUAGGAGGUGAUCUCCAGAGGCUGCUCGAGACCCGCACGCUACGGCUCAAGAAGCUCGGCGUCCCCUGCAAGCAUAGGAAGUUGAUUUUGAGUUUUGCUCACAAGUACCGCCUUGGUCUUUGGAAGCCCCCGGCAGAAGCCAGGAAAGUGCAAUAA
Molecule: messenger RNA, 330 nt
Organism: Triticum turgidum subsp. durum (durum wheat)
Lineage: Eukaryota; Viridiplantae; Streptophyta; Magnoliopsida; Poales; Poaceae
Source: the annotation of a GenBank genome assembly